AUGCUCUGCAAUAGAAAAGAAACAGCGAAGACUGUGUAUGGCUUUACAGCCGACAACACGACUGCCUCCUUGCAAAAUACGGCUGGGCCUGCCGGGGAAACGCAAGCUGCUGGAAGACGGCGCCGGAGCGGCAGCGGCCGCGUCUCCGCACAGCCGGAGAAGGGGCGAGGGGCUGGGCGAAAGGACCCGGGCGCGGCGCCGAGAGGCGGCCAUAAGCCGCGCUGCCCCGGUGCGGGGAGAAGCCGAACACUGCGCCACGGAACCGGACACUCACCUAACGCGGCGGCGGCGGCGGUGGCUCCCGCAGCCCCCAGCAGCCCCCAAACUCGGCUCAGGACCCGGUACCGGCCCCGUUGCUACGUGUCAGGAGGCCAAAGAACUGCUUCCGGGGCACGCCCGCUCGCGCAGGCGUGGUGGCAGAUUUGGGGCCGGGGCUGGAGUACCGAGAGCGUGUUGGGGGAGGGGGUACGAGGGCGCGAUAUGGAGCGUGCGCAGUGCGGUGGGCCAAUGAGAGGAGCGAACACUUCCGGCCGCUGGGUCGGCGGCGAAGGUAGAAAGGCGCAGGCGCCGCGGUUGCUAGUUGCCACUUGGGAGGGAGCCUUGCUCUGUAGUCGGAGCUCCUGGGGGAAGGCGCGUAGGUGCUGCAGCGGAAGGAGCGGAGCCUUUCUCUUGUGCACCGCGGCUGCAGAUCCCUGGUCUCUCUGGACUCACUGCUUUUCAAGCACCGUGCUAGAGUCUAUGUAUUAUUUAUUACAAACUAACGAAAUGGUUACUCUGCUACUCUCCUUUUAUAGCCAAGCAAGAAAACUGAGUUACCUGAUUAAAUCUUCCAUAUUGUUCGUUUGACUUUGAAACCUAAGCCAAGGUAUCCUGCAGAAGCCCCAAGAGCAUUUUGAGAACAUCAGUCAAUUCCUGGCUAGUCAGGUAGGCAUUUCUUUUUGGAACUUUUUUCUUUCUCUCUCUCUCUCUCGUUGUUGUUGCAUCCUCUCCUCUCUCUGCCCCCAUCCCAUAAUUGGCUUCAGCAAAGUAUAUUAACAGAACCGGGAGUACUUGUUAGAUGUGCUGACCUCUGUUAAAGUCUUUGAGCUGGUUUCAUUAGGCGUGAAAAGCUUCAGCCAGGUCAAGGGAUAAUGCAACGUUAAGUGGGUUUGCAACAGCAGACUGGUUGUUCCCUGGGACUUAGUAUGUCAAUCACUAAACUUAGAACAAAAAAGGGAAGAACAGUCCGAUCAUGAGCAAUGUCUUGUAAUUAGUUUGACAAUCAUGCUAGUCGUCACACUAACAUGUUUACCUUCUCCAUGAGCAUACAAGAAAACUCUGCUUUUUAAAAAUUUUUACUGAAGUAUAGUUGAUUACAACGUUGUGUUUCUGUCUGCUGUGACUCAGUUAUAUAUAUACACACACAUAUGUAUGUAAUACAACUUUUCAUUAUUCCUUUCCAUUACACUUUAUCACAGGAUUUUGCAUCUAUUUCCCUGUGCCAUACUCUAGGCCCUUGUUUAUCUAUCCUAUAUAUACAUUGGUUUUUGCCUCUGCUAACCCCAAACUCCUAGUUCUUCCCUCCCCGAUCCUCCUCUCCCUUGGCAACCAGAGAUCUGUUCUCUGUAUCUGUGAGUCUGAAGGAAACUUUGCUUUUUUAGGAUGGCACUGAAAUUAUGCUUUAAUAUCUUGGGGUUGCCUUAUUUCUCUUCUGUUUCAUGGUAAACACAUCAUAGGGAAUUGUGCCAGGAAAUUAUGGUUUGAGCAUAGGUACUUUCCCCGACUUUCAGCUGUAUCUACAAGCAUCGAAUGAGGUUUGGCAGUUGUGUACCUAUUAUAUCAAGUUCCGCAAUGAAACCUUGUAAUUAUGGUAUAAACCAAUGUAAUUGCCCAAGAUCUGUUUUCACUGUCCUUGAAUAUUAAUUAUGUUACCAAAAUAUGACAAUUAUAUUCCCCCAAAUUAUUCUUUAUUCCGUAGAAAAGAGUUUCCUCAUCAAAUUUGGCUCCUGUUAUUUCCAUUAUUUUACUUUGAACAAUAAAUUAUUGGUUUAUGAAGACAGAUUUGCCUGUAUCAACACCGAUGCUUUUGGAUAGAACUGGUUUUCAAAAGGCAGAUAAGUUUAACCCUGAUGUAAUAACUAUUCUUGGGAC
Molecule: messenger RNA, 2130 nt
Organism: Sus scrofa (pig)
Lineage: Eukaryota; Metazoa; Chordata; Mammalia; Artiodactyla; Suidae
Source: RefSeq, a predicted model, not a curated record